GACGUAAUGCGCGUGCCGAACGCAACCAGGAAAUAAAAGUAAACAAGGCAGAGGGAGACGAAAAUACUUUGUAGCGAAGGAUCCAUAUCCCGAGAAGAACCCAGUCAGAGGCGGACUGGAAACCGAUUUAGCUAUGUUAGCCAUCAGAUCGUCGGAGGAGGAGUCCACUGAGAUGGAGGAGAUGGACACCUCGGAGCCCAACUGGUGCUGGUUCUACCUCGCUGAGUGUGGAGUGUGGCAUAUGUUUGAGAUUGAUCCCAGUGCAGCCUGCUCUGUGACAAGUGCUCAGAUCGAGCAGUGCUACAACAGAAACCAGCGAGGCGUCAUGGAGUUCUACACGGCCAAGUACACCUACAGACUGGACUUCUCAGUGAUGCGGCAGAUAAAUGUAACGACAGGGAAGCAGCGGCCGAUCAAACGCUCCCUCCACUCUGCGACUGGCUUUAGGUUUAUUUGUGAUAAUCCGGCCUUGCCUGUUCCAUGUCACUGGGAGAGAAUCAAUACAGAUGAGCCCUAUCAGAUCAUCCAGCUUGGAAGAGACACCUACGAGUUUAAAGAGGUCGCCAGACUGUACGAACGGACGAUGGAUCAUCCGAUCAAAUCCAUCCAGAGGAUUCAGAACCUGGACUUAUGGGAAUUCUUCUGCAGGAAGAAAACACAGUUGCGAAAAGUGAAGCGCACAUUGGAUAUUGAGGAGCGAAUGCUGUUUCAUGGCACAGGACACAGCAACAUACAAGCUAUAUGUACUUUUAACUUUGACUGGCGGCUCACAGGAAGCCAUGGCGAUGUCUAUGGGAAAGGGAGCUACUUCGCCCGGGAUGCUAAAUACUCCAGUAAAUUCUGUCACACCACAGGGAAGCACAACACCACCCUGCAGAGACACGGCCUCGCCCCUCCAAUAUUUGCUAGUGAGCCGCCCUACAAGUCCAUGUUCCUGGCCAGAGUUCUUGUCGGAGAAUACACAGUCGGUCAUCCCAUGUACUGCAGGCCGCCCUCCAAGGACACCAGCUUCACCAGCUUUUACGACAGUUGUGUGGACGACAUGGCCAAUCCAAAGAUUUAUGUCAUUUUUGACAGCAAUCAGAUUUACCCAGAGUAUCUGAUUGAGUUCUACUGAGGCCCAACAACAAGGCAAGUCUGAUCCAGAGCCGAACAGGAGCAUGGCUCAUCUAUAAAGUGCCUUUGGAGAAACUGGGAAAACGAAGACAAUAAAGACUCUGUGUACAGUUUGUGUACUGUACAGUGUAUUCUGGAGCGGGCACUUGUGGUCGGAAUGUUUCUGCAGUGUAAAAAGAUAUUUAAAGAUGGUUUUUUGGGGGAGGGCAUUUUAGCCUUUAAUCGAUAGGGCAGACAAGUGUGAAAGGGGGAGAGAGAGGCUGGAGUUGAACCCGGGCCGCUGCGGCAACAGCCUUGUACUCGGGGCGCUUCCUCUAUCCACUAAGCCACCGACGCCCCUCUGCAGUGUAAAAAGGAUGAAAUUACUGAUGUGAGAUCAGUCAUUGUGGCAGUUUUGUAUUAGAUGCAGAAAAACGUGCUUGCUUCUUCAAUAUCUGUGCACAGUUUAAAAUAAGAGAGGCACUUGCAGCCUGUAGGUCAGUGAUACUCAACUUACGGGGGCCAAAUCUUGCUCGCAGUAGGGUCCUGGGCAGCCCGCCAACCAUUUUCUAAUUCACUGUAACACAGUGUUAAUUUCGUUAAAGAACACUAUGACAAAAAAGAGUUUGUCAACAAGAGACACUGACAAGCUAAAAAUAGAUCAUAAAAACAAUGACGAAACAUAUGAUUAAUUUUCUUCGAUGAGACAAGACGGGACAAAAAUGUUAGUGGUAUACUAUCGGACAUUCGAAAUUAGAAAAGAGGAGAAUAAAUGACCAGUUUUUUCAAUGAAAUUUCAUAGAAAAAUGUUUUAAACUAGGAAGCCAAGAACGGCAGUACUUGCAUUUUCAUAAUGCGAUAUGAGCGAUGUGAGGUCGGAGCGCCUAUAUGUCAGCAAACUCAAACUAAAUAGUCAGUGCUAGAAUAGAGUAGAAUAGAAGUCCUUCAUUAUCAUUGUACCAGUACAAUGAAAUUUAAAAGCUACAGCUGUACACGGUGCGAGUUAAAAGGAACAACUGUGACAACCCAGAUUAAUACCUUCAUACCUUCAUCAGAGUUUUGAGCUGUAAUUCGGCAGUAAACAAGCAGCUGUAUGUGUCGGAUUGUGGAUGAUGGAGCUGUUGAAUAGAUUUGUGGAGUUUGUAAGUUGCAGUGGUGGCUGUUAGCAGCUAGCUCCGCUUGUUUCAGGGUGAAAUGAAGUUAUUUUUCUGCCUCUUAAAAGUGGGAUUAAUAUGUCUGAGUUUAUGAUGAAUCUUGGAACAAAUCCUAGUUGUCACGUUUGUGAUCUCAAAGUUUUUGAGACCAUAAAUAGACAGAUGUUGAGCUUUUUUAAUGGUGAUCAGUAAGUGUGUGCAGAUAAAUCAUCCCUUAAACCUGUCAAAAACUCUGCCGGGGGAAUGCAAGUUUGUAAAUGUGAAGAAAUUAUUUGUAGUUGCAGAAAAAAAGUCUAAAUUUUAAGACAUGAUACAACCUGUCACCUUGAUUCCAGUUUCUGAUACCUGUAUUAGGGCUGGGCGAUAUAAGAUAAGAUAAACUUUAUUGUCCCAAGCGGGAAAUUUGUCUUUGGCACAUAGUUACAACCAUCAUAUACAACAAGACACACAGAAGACAACCAUGUAGUACGCAAGGCGCAGAUUUGAAUAACAUAAUAGUGCAAUUAUUACUGUACGAUAUAUCGAUACAUUUUCAAGCAAGAUAUUGAUUUAGACAACACUGUUUAUAUUGAUAUAGGCUCAAGCUGCGUUACAUAACGCAUACUAGUGAGCAUCUCGCCUCUCUCAUACUGUCCACACAGCUCCGCCCCACUCACUCACUCACUCACUCACUCACUCAUUAACUCCUCUGUUUAAUCUGUCUGUUAGUCCACAGUGUGACAUCGGUCUGUAUGUUGCACAUGCUACACUAAAUCAGUCUGUGAGAUGUGGAAAACGACUUUUUAACUCCUUCCACAAAGUGUUUUUAAUUGUUUCAAACCUACUUGAUACGUUUUUACUCAUGUUAUAGUUUUGUUUCCUAUGUUGCAAACCUUUAAACCUCUGUAGCUCCAGUGCUGUGUGCAAAAACGUUAACUGUACAGCCCCGCUAUUUAUUUGAUAUAAUUUUUCAUUUACAUGUUGUGCAGCUGUAUAUUUUAAAACAGGGGAAAAAUCCCUGUCUUUGAAUUUUAUUUAGAUCGCAGUCUGUUUUUAUAAAAGUGCUUGUGACAUCUGAAAUGUGGCUUUGACUUCCAGCUGAAAACAUGUUGCCCAUUUCGUAGAAAAUACCGAGAUAUACAUCGUGUAUCACCAGUCAGCCUGUAAAUACCGAGAUAUGAAUUUUUGUCCAUAUCGCCCAGCCCUAACCUGUAUUAGCCCAGGUAUGAAGGAUAAAAAUGACUAAAAUGUGACUUAAACUAAUUCGCAUUUUCAUCUCAAGUGAAGACCAAAUCUAAAGUAGCUGCCAAAAUUAACACUGCAAUUCAAAUACUGGGAAUUCUUCUCUUACUUUAAAUGUAAAUAAGGUGUAUGAGUGCAUCAAAAUGGAGCCUGUUCAUAACAACUCUUCAGAAAGCGGCCCCGGGCAAAUCAAGUUGAGUAUCCCUGCUGUAGGUUACAGGUGGUGUCCUGCCAUCGGCCACAGCCCCUCCUCCACAUCCACAGUGCCACGCAUGAGCUUAUUUACAAGUCAUGUAGACAUUAUUCCAAAGGACGAAACCAAAAACCACAAGACGUUCCUGCUCACUCAUUCAGCACCGUGACCCGUCAGUUAGUCACAUCAACAUAUCUGUGUGUACCUAGUACAAUGUAUUACGUAGGCAUGGAUUAGUUUUUUUGUUUUUAUUCAGAAAAACGCUUCUACCUCUGCAUUAUUUUUAACCAUGCAUCAGUGCACUUUCCCCCCUUUCCAUGAAAGGUUCUGUAACUGUGUCACAAUGACAUAAAGUCGUGAUGUCUUGUGGUCCUUGAGCAAUAUGUUUCUGUGUAUCUUUUCUGAACAUUGACUUCAAACUUGAGAAAACUUGACAGCGGCUGGAGUUGGGUUUUGUGGGUGUUUGCAGCCGAGUUCAUUCCAAAGCAAAAGUAGAUCAGUUCAUUCGACUUAAAAGAAUACUUGACCCGCAAAAUGACCAUUUGUAUAUCAGUUACUUCCUGUGUGUUACGUGGAAUAUGUGAAGAAAGCUUUUAUUUCUCUGGCAUGUUUCCAUGGUGAACGGAGAAUCCAAAAAAGGUGAACAUUCUUUAGAAAUUAAAGUCAUUGGGAACCUAAAACAUCACUUCAGUCAGGAACACUUUAGUCAACAAAAACUUUUUUUCCAUUUGCAGAAUUAUAUUUGGCGGUAUGGCUCUGUUCUGGGGCCCCUUUGCCUUUCCUCAGGCCUAUGUAGAAAGCCUCUUCUACGCACUUACAUGGAAAGCCUAAGGCAGGGAGAGCACACCUCCCUGCCUUAGGCUUUCCAUGUAGGCGCAUGGAAGGGCAGGGAGGUGUGCUCUCCCUGUCCUUCCAUGCGCCUACAUGGAAAGCCUAAGGCAGGGAGAGCAGCAGCAAAGACCCCCCUGGGAACAGAACAGAGCAGCAUCAGUGACAAACAGAAAUGACAUUGAUAAGUCAGACACAUCAUGAAAAGGAGGAGUUGGGGUGGAGGGAGUGCAGUUAGUUACAGUGUGGGCUCCAUGCUUACUCCGACAGCUUGUUGGACCAUCACAAAGAGGCGGGGCUUAGCGAAAGAUCAACUGAUAAACAAAUGGUCAUUAUGCAUUUUGUGAAGCAUUCCUUUAUAACCAUCUGAGUGUGAUGUCACCACCUGCGAACACGUUUCUUUGAGGAAUAAGCAGGUUUUCUUUGCACCUGGUGUAAAUUUAUAAUUAAAAAAUGAAUGUAGCCAGCACAUGUACAGUACUGUUAUAAAAAUUAGCCACAAAAUGUAAUAUUGCAUUGCUGUGUGCAUUUGUUGAAUUCACUGAAUGACUGUGUGUGCGUGUGUUCAAGCAAAAGGAUUCAGAGCAUUGUAUUUGCCACAAGGUGGCGUAACAGUACAAGAUCUUAAGCUUGCAUUUCCUCAUAGUAAAUGCAGACAAGUGAAGACACUAUCUGAUGUCUUUAUCACGGCUGUGUGUGAGUGAGUGUUGGGGUGUGUGAAGCUAUAUGUGUGUGUCUGUAAUCUGCACGUUACAACUAAUAAACUUUUCAAAUUAAGCGCAUUAUUUCUUUUUGAAAACAUUUCAGAGACUGAUGGGAAACUUUCUUAUGCAAUUCCUUUUUCUUUGAAGUGAGGAAAGCCAGCCUACCUCAGGGGUGUGGCUAUUAAUGACAUCUCAUUCAUUCAAGAGUCAGUGCAUCAGUGUCAACUUUAAUAGAUACCUGAGGGAAACCAGAGAGAAUACAGCCAGUUUUAGAACUUACUUAUUUAGCUUUUGUUGUGAUAUCUAUUUAAAUUGUGUCAGGACAAUGUGGUACAGUAAAGACAUGGAGUUUAUGGACACAUCGGACACCCCGUGGUUUUGGUAUUUCCUGGCAGAUUGUGGAAGAUGGCACAAAUUUGAGGAUGACCCCAAUAACCCCCUCAGAAGUGAGGAUAUUGAAAACUAUUACCAAAGAAACCCAAAAGCGGUGGUUAAUACAUCUUCAUGCAACCAUCACAGCAGGAUCGAUUUCUCAG
This is a messenger RNA of Epinephelus moara (kelp grouper), 5731 nucleotides long. Its product is annotated as protein mono-ADP-ribosyltransferase PARP11-like. Bases 134 to 1117 code for a protein of 327 amino acids. Lineage: Eukaryota; Metazoa; Chordata; Actinopteri; Perciformes; Serranidae. The transcript is spliced from 9 exons. The record is from RefSeq and is a predicted model, not a curated record. Gene Ontology annotation, molecular function: NAD+ poly-ADP-ribosyltransferase activity.